UUCACAUGUAAACAGUCGACUGCAGAUGAAUUCAGAAAGAGCAUGUGGCCAAAGGAAUACUUAUACGAGGGCAUUCAUACUUAUACAUUAGCUGAUCUGCUACAAGUGCCCUCAGGUCAGCUGACACAGAGUCUGAAGAAGUCCAUUAAGUUUGCCACAAAGCAUGUGUAUGAGUGUCCCCUGUGUAGUGGGAAGGGGUUCAUCUGCGAGCUCUGUCACAAUCCUAAAGUCAUUUAUCCAUUCCAGACAGAUGAUACAAUCAGGUGUACCAAAUGUAAGUCUGUGUUCCACAAAUCCUGCAAGUCUGAUUCCAAGUCCUGUCCCAAAUGUGCUCGGAGAAACAAGAGAAAAUCACAAACAGGGGACUGCCUGGAGACCCCUGAUAUCCACGAUUAUGCUUUUACCCCGCAACUUGUCUUGACAGGAAUUUCCUAUCUGUCGUUAUUGAUCAACCUGCUGAUAUCCAGAGGGGGAAAAUUAUACAUAAAUCAGCUGAUUUUAUUUUACAUGUAUUAA
Messenger RNA from Saccostrea cuccullata (small rock oyster), 516 nucleotides. RefSeq names its product pleckstrin homology domain-containing family M member 3-like. The record is from RefSeq and is a predicted model, not a curated record. The transcript has 3 exons. NCBI's taxonomy places the organism in Eukaryota, Metazoa, Mollusca, Bivalvia, Ostreida, Ostreidae. Bases 43 to 516 code for a protein of 157 amino acids.